Messenger RNA from Sugiyamaella lignohabitans, 1404 nucleotides. RefSeq names its product Gfd2p (gene GFD2). Gene Ontology annotation, molecular function: nucleic acid binding. The transcript has a single exon. Bases 1 to 1404 code for a protein of 467 amino acids. The record is from RefSeq and is a predicted model, not a curated record. Lineage: Eukaryota; Fungi; Ascomycota; Dipodascomycetes; Dipodascales; Trichomonascaceae. Gene Ontology annotation, cellular component: nucleus.
AUGUAUUCAAAUGACAGAGUUCGGUCUUCAACUAAGGCUGCGGGUGACAUAUCGGCAAACACAGACACUGCCAGUGGAAAGAGACAACAAGCAGGAUCACAUCAGAACUCGCCUAUUUUAGCUCCCAAAUCCACUGCCCUCUCUCGCUCAUUUGAGAUAAAGUCGAGGAAAUCGUCCUAUGAUAGUCUUUCCAGUAGGACACACCAGAGUGAGAAUGUUGGACCACAUUGCAAAACUGGAAAGCAGAAUAGCAUUCAAAGAUCGAACCCUGGGACUAGCAGCAAGCAAGGAGGGGCACAUUUCCAUUAUGGGUGGCAGGAGCGGCAGAAGAACAAGCAAAAGAACCAGCAUUUUGAUGGCUCAAAGUUAGUACAGUCAGAAAAUAUGCUCAGUCAUAAACGCAGACUCUCAUCUACCUCAGCGAACAAGUCAGGAAGACUAUUCAAAGUGAGCUCCAGUGAUCAGAUUGCGGAUCUUAGUAUGGAACUAUCUCAGAAACAUAUUGAAUCGGAUAGCGAAGGUACUUUUUCUGGACCAUCAAAACUGGGCACCAAUGCCGUUAUUCCGAACACUCCCUCAGACAAACCAUCUCGGCAGAAGACAGCUAAGGAGCUGAGUGCAGAGAAAAAAGCCCUGAUAAGAGAGGAGAAACUAAGGGCAAGGAUCGCGAAGUCCCAACUGAUGCUUUCAAAGGGAAUGAAUUCAAUCAGCGCAGGCGAUAUUUUAAUUAGUGUUGAUAUGGAAUGCUGGGAGCGCAACAAUACGAAAAUGACUGAAGUGGGAGUUUCUGUCUACGAUGGGACAAAAGCUUCUAGUUCGUUGGUUGGUCGCAUGAGAAAUGAGCAUUAUAUCAUCAAAGAGUUUCUGCGUAUGAGAAAUGGUCGAUUUGUCGAAGACAACAAAUUUAAUUAUUUAUUAGGGAAGUCUAAAAUACAAACUCUACCAGAGUGUCAAAAGUCAUUCAAAAAUCUGGUUAUGGAAUGCGAGCAGAGAGCUUCUCAAUUCGGAUCUAGAGUAUUGUUUGUUGGUCAUGGCGUAAAAGCCGACUUCACUAUGCUUCGUCGGUACGAAUUUUAUUUGGGACAAGAUUUGGGAGAUAAAGACCCUGAUUACUUCGACACCUACGAUAUAUGGCAGUUAUCUGACCAUGAAUUUGGCGCUUUAGGAAAGGUACUUAAAUAUCUAAAAAUCAAUCAUGGAGCUUUGCACAAUGCUGGAAAUGAUGCUUACUUCACGAUGUUGUUAGGAUUGUGUCUUUGCAACAACGCCUUUAGGGAGACGCAUAAUUUAAACAAUCCUGAAUUAAGGAAGUUGUUGGAAGCCUUGGUUGACAGAAGUAGUACGGUUCCUACUGAAGAGCUGAAUCGACUUCUUUAUCUUUCCAAGUACCGUGAUCUAAAAUAG